GGCGGGGGGAAGACACCGGGCACGGAGCCGCCGCCGCCGCUGCUCCCCUGCGCCAGGCAGAGGCCAGAGGCUGGGCCCUGCUUACUUCAACAGUCACGGAAGUCAGUGGCAGACAGUUGAAUCUCAGACCUCCUAAGAGACUGACCGCAUGUGUAUUUUCAGAUGCACGCCUACUUGUGAACAGCAGAAACCUGGGAAGAUGAGAAAAGGAAUCUUAAGCCCGGUUCCUGAGAUGUGAAGAUGAAGUUUAAGCCCGGUUCUAGAAUCUGAGAUGCAGUAGAUGGUGCUGAAGCAACACUGAGGCUCCUGAAAUAUCCACAGUCCAGUGUGUAUAUAGAAAGUGCCUGCUGGCUCUUCCAAAUGUUGACGGUGCUGUGUCUUCAAGAGAUGCACUCUGGGACAAGAGAACACUGACUGCCUUGAGUAUAAACUUACGUAAGUUCUAAAAAUGGGAAGAAUUUUUCUGGAUCAUAUUGGUGGCACUCGCCUGUUCUCCUGUGCAAACUGCGACACGAUUCUUACCAAUCGUUCUGAGCUCAUCUCCACUCGUUUUACAGGGGCCACGGGAAGAGCCUUUCUUUUUAACAAGGUGGUAAACCUGCAAUACAGUGAAGUUCAGGAUCGGGUCAUGCUCACUGGCCGCCACAUGGUUCGAGACGUGAGCUGCAAGAACUGCAACAGCAAACUGGGUUGGAUCUAUGAAUUUGCCACUGAAGACAGCCAGCGCUACAAGGAAGGUCGUGUUAUCCUGGAAAGAGCAUUGGUCCGAGAGAGCGAAGGAUUUGAGGAGCAUGUUCCAUCCGACAAUUCCUGAAGAGGCUUGAGUCUCUUCUCAGGUUCUCUUCAAUUGAAACUCAAAAAUAAUAAAAUCAACAAAAAAAUCUGCUUACAUACACUGUCACCUUAGCAUCAGAGUCGGAUUCAUGGACUACAGACUGGGAAAGAUUGUGAGAGUAUUUCACAUGGAACCUUCCUUUCUUUAUUCCUUUUAUAUUUGACUUUCCCUCCAGCAGCUGUUUGUAGAAAGAAUGUUGUGCAGAUGCCGUAAUUUUUUCUCUCUUGCAUUUACAUCUGUUAGAUUUGAGAUUGUAUCUACAGAUACAAUGGGCUAAAAGGAAAAUAUUUGGGGGAUUUGUCUUUUGUUAGAGAGAAAUUCAAUGAGUUUUUUUAGUUUGCACAAACUGAUGUCAGCAUAAAGUUAUUUUAAAACUACAGGUGUUUUUUAAAAAGCAUAUUCCAAUUUUUGGCUUAAGUUUUUAGUUAGGUUUUUUUUUUUUACCCAGUCUUUUCACCUGAUUUGCUAGCUAAAGUAAAGAGAUCCGAAUUUGUGCCGAGUGCUAAAGGUUCAGUGUUGGUACAGCUUGGGCUGGCCCUUGUGCCAUAUUCUUGUUGAGGUUGAUUGGUAGCACAGAGCCCAUUAUUUCUUGUCAUUCUUGACCCAAAGAUGUCACCAUUCCUUGUUUAUUUGUGAAGUCCCAUUCACCAUGUAAACUGGUGUUGAUUGGAAACUAUUCUUGAAAUAGGGCAAAACUGCUUGGCUUUUUUUAACUUUAACUGAUGUAACUUAUAAGCAUAGUAAUAAUAUAAAAUAAUAGUUGUCUGUUUAGUCUUGCGUUGCUUACAAAUCAAGCUGUGUUUGUAAUGAUAGGGAUCCACUGAGAAACUACUGUUUCAGUAGUAAUUUUUUUUUCGUUUCUCUAAUCUCAUUAAGUAGACAGGGAAAUGCAAAUCUUAAUUCUUCUUCAAGUAGCUUUCUUUAAAGCCAGAACUUCCUAUGUUAAACACAGCUGCUGUGUAAAAGGAGAAGAUUGCCAGGGUAUUUGUUCAUGCCUAGAGUUAUGCAAUCUGCAUCUCUUGAAAAGAUAAACAGCUUGUUUUCAAAUGCUGCUUCUGGUGUUGAAACCUUUCUUUCAACUUUGUUGAACCUUUUCAUUGUGAUGUUACAUUUUUAUCUUUCUGGGCAGCAGUACAUGUCAGCCUAGUAGUAACUAGUGACUUGGAUUCCUGCUUUAUUCUUGUAGAGGUCAGCUCUGUUCAAAACAGUGAUCUUGCUUGCCUUUUUUAGCAAAAAUGCUCUUCAUUAACUUAACUCAAGGGUGCCCAAACACUUUCAUUGUGUCUUAAGCCAUAAGUUAAGAUCUCAAGGGCUGAAAUUUAUUUGAAUGUUAGAUAUGUAUGGUUCUUUAUCAAAGAUACAAGUUUGGGUUUUUUUUUAUUGGAUAAAUUGUUGUCAAUGUGAAAUAAGUUACCCACAGAUGUACAACAGCGGAAAAAAAUCCCACCCAACCAAACAGAUUUGGGCUCUGACCUUUCAGAAGGAGUUUUCUUCAUUAGCCACAGCUCCAUAUCUGAAACUAAAAUGUGGAGGGUGACUAUGCGGAGUAUUUUUCUUAAUUUUUUUGGUUGCCAAGUGGCAAUUUGGACACCCCUGACUUGAAUCUACUGCCUAUUUCAUGUAAAAGUAGCUUUAUUAUAGAAUUGUCACAUAGAAAGAAAACAGAGUAGAUCACAUACCAGAGCUGUGCUUGAAUCAAGCUGCUUAAACAAUAGUGUACUUGUGCCUCAAAUGAAUCAGUUUUUGCACUGAGUACAGUAGUACCCCAUUAUCUUGUACUUCUGUCCUUCACAGACCCUAAAAGCCCCAUUAGCAUGGUUCUCUGCAGUACUUUUCUUGUACUUCUGACAUUACAGUACAAUAAAGUAUGUUUUGUCCUGAAUUGA
Molecule: messenger RNA, 2721 nt
Organism: Harpia harpyja (harpy eagle)
Lineage: Eukaryota; Metazoa; Chordata; Aves; Accipitriformes; Accipitridae
Gene: YPEL5
Product: yippee like 5
Exons: 6
Coding region: 449-814 (121 amino acids)
Source: RefSeq, a predicted model, not a curated record